CAUUUUUCCUAAGCUUUAUACACAAAAUAGAGUAAGAAAAAGAGAACUAUCUCUUUGUGCUGCCAUUGCUAAACAAUGCUACCUUCAACUCUCCUAAACCCACACUCUUCCCAGCUCUUCUCUCUCCUCCCCUCCACACAUCUUUCUCUCUCAUCAUUAUCAUCAACCCCAUCAUCUUCUUCACUCAAAUUCCCAAGAAAGUUUCAAUCUUUCUCCCCAUCUUUCCAAUCCUCUAGCUUCAUUCAAGAAGAUGAUGAUGAAGAAGAAGAAGAUUAUGUUAUUGGAGACUGCGUUGUAUUCGAGGAAGGAAUAUUCGAAGACCCUUUUCUCAAAGAAGAAGCUCAACCCAAAAAAGAAUCUUCAGCAAUUAGACCAGAGAAUUUGGUCCCAGAUAAAUGGAGAGAGGUUCAAGCAGAGAUUAAUAUUACCAAGAAAGAAAGGAGAAAAAUUGCUCAGGAAUUACAGUUUGGUACUCGUGUAGAGAUGAAGAGGAAAGGGUUACAACCUUUGAGGAAUGUUAAUUUGGAGGAUUACUUGUCUUAUCGUCAAGCUAAGUUAGCUCAGUUGAAACCCCUUGUUUUGGAUGACCCUUCUUCUUCAUUGAUUGAGACUGAGAUUGAAGAAGAAGAGAAUGGAGUUAAAGGGUCAAAUGGGUCUUCUUUGAGUGGACAUGGACGUGUUUUGCCUAAGAAUCCAAGGUGGGCUGUGUAUGGUAAGGGUUUGGAUGAUGUUACUCAGUUCUUCAAUAGUGGGAAUUAUGACCCUUCUCAGAAGCAAUCUGAAGGGCCCCGGAAGUUGUUUACAAAGGAGGAGAAAAUUCUUCUAAAUAAGCGGGUACCUGAUCUGAAAUCUGCUACCUGUGAAAAAUGGUUACCUCUUCAUACUCUAGCUGCAUCGGGAGAAUUUUACUUUGUCGAUGCUGCAAUAAAACACGGUGCUGAUGUUAAUGCUGUGGAUAAGGAUGGUUGGACUGCUAUUCACAAAGCAAUACUCGGGAAAAAACAGGCUGUUACAAACUAUCUUCUGAGGGAAGAUGCAAACCCUUUCGUUUGUGAUAAAGAUGGAGCGACAUUGAUGCAUUAUGCUGUCCGAACAGCUUCGAGUCAAGCAAUUAAAAUUCUCCUCUUGUAUAAUGUCGAUAUAAACACUCAGGACAAUGAUGGAUGGACACCGUUACAUCUCGCUGUUCAAGCACGAAGAACAGAUGUUGUGAAGCUCUUAUUGAUCAAAGGAGCUGAUAAGACCUUAAAAAACAAGAAUGGAUUGACUCCUCUUGAUAUAUGUCUGUGUUCGGGUCGGGACAGGCGCACUUACGAGCUAAUCAAGCUUCUAAAGCUCUUCCCUAAGCAUAAAAAUUCAGGUCCAUGAAGUCUAAGGUUCGAGUCUUUCCUGAGUACUUAUGUAACAAUUGUUAUAAUUCCCCGAUACCCGUAGGGUUAGGCGGGGUUGUUAGUUUUAAAAAACGAAAAAAAAAAAGAAAAAGAGAAACCCCAAAUCAUAAAUUUUGUAACCAUUUUCAUACAUGAGUUGUCAAGUUGGGUUUAUAGAGACAUGGAUGAUGAAAUCUUAGAUAAAAAAGGUUACAACUCCGCAAAGACAAAGACAACAUUGGCAAAUGAGGCUUCAUUAUUGGUGUGAGCUGUUUUUUCUAAUUUUUCUUUUUGUAAUUAUUUUUAGGAUUGAAUAUUUAUUUAGAAAGUUAAUGAAAGUUAUUGGUUUGUUUAA
This is a messenger RNA of Cannabis sativa, 1725 nucleotides long. Its product is annotated as ankyrin repeat domain-containing protein, chloroplastic. The transcript has 7 exons. Gene Ontology annotation, molecular function: protein binding; chloroplast targeting sequence receptor activity. The coding region runs from base 76 to 1368 and encodes 430 amino acids. The record is from RefSeq and is a predicted model, not a curated record. Lineage: Eukaryota; Viridiplantae; Streptophyta; Magnoliopsida; Rosales; Cannabaceae. Gene Ontology annotation, biological process: protein targeting to chloroplast. Gene Ontology annotation, cellular component: chloroplast outer membrane.